AUGUCUGAACACAAUGUACGCAAAAGAAACAAACCCACGUUUGUUUGUACAAACUGCAAACGCAAGAAGAUCAAGUGUGACAGAAAGACACCAUGCUCAUCCUGUGUUAAAUUAAAUAUCGGAUAUACUUGUGUAUAUGACACUAGGUGGGCAACAUCCGGAAAAGACAAGCACCAUCACAAACAACUGAAUCACGGGACAUUGUCUGGUUCGCUGGAGCAGUUGGAAGUGGCUCAAUUGAAGGCUAAAAUUGCAAAAUUGGAAAGCAUUAUAGAACAACAAAACAACAACAAGGAAGAGGAUGUUGAAACAAAAUCGGAAUCGGAAUCUGAACCCGCUGCAAGAACCACUGGCCCAAGCUAUGCACGAGCACAACCAAUUCCACCUCCGGAGACAUCAAUCGCACCUAAUCCUAUAGUGAGCUCAGAUGAUGUACUAAAUUUUUAUACCGGGUACACACCUCUUCAUAUAAAAGGUAACAUCAGAAGAGUAAACUUUGGUCCGCUAUCAUGGAUUGCAUUGUUGAAACGAGAUGCAGCAUUAUCCUUGGCCUGGAAGGAUUUAAGCACAAAGGGUUACUUUAGCAGUAUCAAUUUGAGACAAAUGCCGUUGACUCCUGAGAGCAUUGUCAUCUUGAAUACACAGAUGAGCACCCCUGAAGGAGUUUCACCCAACAUGGAUAAAUACUUUCGACGCAAGUUUUUGGAGAUUGAAGGCUAUGACGAAACGAUGCCAUACAAUUCUUUGGCAAGAAUUGCUGUCAAUAACGGACAACCUCGUGAAGGCGACCAAAAGAAGAAUGGGAAUGCUUCGAAUAAACAACAGACAGAUUUCAAAAUGUCAUUCACCCUGAUUAGUCUUGCUAGGACAAUUUUUGAGGGAAAGAUUAACCCUGAGUUACAGUUGAUUGAAAAAAUAAAGACGAUGUUGCCUUCCAAAAGGGUGUUUUGGAACUUGAUUGAUUUGUUUUUCAAAAACGUGUACCCAUUUUACCCAUUUAUUGACGAGGAUUCCUUCAAAAAGGACUUGCAAAAAAUUGUCGGGAAAGUGGAUUAUGAAGAUAAACCUUUUACUAAAGUCAACAUUAGCAAGAAAUUAGACUUGGCGACUAUUGCCCUUUGCUUCAUUUGUUUGAGGAUGACAUACUUGUCAUUGUAUUCCAACAAGGAUUCCACCAACAGAAGCAUCGUUGAUUCACAAGAUAUGACCUUGACCAAAUUUCUUUUCCAGAACCCCAUCAAUUCGUCUUGUAUUGAUGUGGCCAAUUCGUGCAUUCAAUGCUUUCACUUUAGAAGAAAAUCCAAUCUUAGCGUAUUCCAGGCAAUUUUAUACAUGAGGUUCUACAGAAACAUUGCUCCUGAAGAAGGGGAUGGAAUUGAUGGAGGUGACUCACAAGUUGGAACUGCGUUGCUUAUUCAAAUGGCUAUAUCCUUAGGUUUAAACCGUGAGCCUGAUUUGUUGGAUGUUUGCAAUGAUGAAAAGAUAAACCACUUGGGUCGUAAAAUAUGGGCAGCGUUGAUUGCUGCUGAUAUCGUCUGUUGUCUUUCUGUUGGCAAUCCUACUAGUAUUCAUCUCAAGUAUUAUGAUGUUUUAGAGCCAUUUUUGACGUCUAAAAACAGCAAUAUACAGGAUGUGGAGAUGGAGUCGGUAAUAACUCAAUCUUUUGGGAUAAUUGAUCCAGAUAGAGACCUGGUGAGGGAUUUACUUGGGUAUGUGUUGGACAUUAAGCAUGGGGCUGAAUUAAACAAGAUUACUCAUAAAUUGGAUGUUGUAGAACAGAUAUGGCAGUCUAGAUUCAAUGUGUUGCAAAAUUCGCAAUUGAAGGAGGAAAUUGACAAUUCCAAGCAUUCUAGAGAGGAUAUAAGACGGUUCAUGUACAUUGAAAAAGCGAAAAAGUUCUUGACAAUGAAGAUUCCCAUCACUUCUUUCUAUUACCAUAUAUAUUUGCACUAUGAGAAAUUGAUGGAUACAGAACUAUCGUUCUUUUACUUGCUGAAGAUAUUCUUGGUAAUUUUAAAUGAUCUCAUGCCCUAUAUUGAGGAUAUAAUAAAUGGGUAUCUAAGCUCGGUGGGGUUGUUCUUAAACCCAUUGGUUCAGCUUGCGUUGCUUAAAUCAAAUGAGAUGGUAUUUUCGUGUUUGGUUCGGGUAAACUUUGCAAUAUAUCAAUUAGAAACGUCUGAAACCCAUACUCACAAAAUGAAUGAAGAUCAACAAUACAAUGAUCAUUUCAAUACAUUGAAAGAAAUGUCUCAAAAAAUCACCCAGACUAGCAAAUUAAUUACCCUCUUGCUUGAAAGAAUGGGCCAACGUUAUUAUUGCGCUUGGAGAAUCUCAAAGUCACAGCUUACCCUUUGCAGUACAAUAUCUGGAAAAGAGUUCUACGAAAAACAUAGUCAAAAAUUGAAACGUAUCAGAGGAUUUCAGUUUACUGCUGCUCAGUUGAAUAGAUUCAAUAAGUUGAUUGGUCAACUUCAAGAAGCUGUGCAAAAGACUUUGACAUUCGAAGAUGGUCGAAACACAUCGACGCCCGAUGUGGUUAAAACAAACUUGGGCGAUAUUCAAAAUUCCUUGUCUGGAGCACAACGAUUGGUUCCAGAAGAAACCCCAGAUUCACAAACUAACCCACUCGAUGUAGCCAACAUGGGCACUCCAAAUCACAUGACUGAUGAAGCACUUGCAGAGUUAGCUAGCUUCAAUAUUAAUUACAUUGAUCACAUGUGGCUCCAGCAUGCUGCGUUAAGAAACGACGCUAAUCUGUCAAUGGAGAAUAAUUUGCUUUCGAAUUGGAGUUACAAUGAUGCGUCAAAUGGCUCUACUGGUGUGGAACAAAGUUUGUACGAUGUUGAUGCCAGCAUCACUGGUGCAGGCAUCAACAUCACUGAUCAAGGCUCGUCAAUUCAAGGGAGCUCAAAUGUCAACCAUCAGCAGUAUCAACAGGAGCAACAGCAACAGCAACAGCAGCAGCAGCAAGGUCAUACUCAGAAUCGACCUGGUCUUCCACUACAUUCACAAAGUAAUGGAUUGAUCCCAUUUCCUUCAUUGUUUGACAAUAUGGAAGGGCAUGAGUGUGUUGAUUUCAUGCUUGAUGCUGGGUCAAAGUAUACUUAUGAUUCAUUUUUAUAG
Lodderomyces parapsilosis is the source of this 3123-nucleotide messenger RNA. RefSeq lists its product as uncharacterized. The record is from RefSeq and is a predicted model, not a curated record. Gene Ontology annotation, biological process: positive regulation of transcription by RNA polymerase II; DNA-templated transcription. The transcript has a single exon. Lineage: Eukaryota; Fungi; Ascomycota; Pichiomycetes; Serinales; Debaryomycetaceae. Bases 1 to 3123 code for a protein of 1040 amino acids. Gene Ontology annotation, cellular component: nucleus. Gene Ontology annotation, molecular function: DNA-binding transcription factor activity, RNA polymerase II-specific; zinc ion binding; DNA binding.